UUUAAUCCAAAAUAAAAUACAAAAGGAUAUACCUACAGUCAAUCAAAAAAUAAAUAGAUAAAGAGCGUUUAAAGCCUAAACAGAUAGAUAGAUAUACAACCAAUUAAGCAAGUUAAAAAUUAUAAAAUGUCUCAACAGCAACUCAAUUAUAAUAGCAACCAUCCUGUGUAUUCUCACUAGAUUAUAUAAGGAGCCCCACAAAUCACUAAUAGUUACAGUGUUGGCGCUGAAAAGAGAUACAGUGAAAAGUUUACCUCUGGCACAAGUAAUGCCGUGCAUGGAGCUUCUCGCUUUGCUGUUAAUUCCCCAGCCAUUCGUACUCCUAAAAACUAGAAAAUAGUCUACAUUACUAAUAACGAAUAGUAGCAAGCUGUGCAAGGUUAGGCAGUUAUUGGAGGUCACUAGAUCGUAUAAGGUCAUCAAAAGUUAGUAUCUGGAACACAAUUAAUUUAAGGCUCUUAGUUAAUUGGAGGAUAGGCAGUUUAAUAAGUUAUACACCCCUAGUAAAUUGUUUCUGGUCCCAUCAUCACCACAAGAUAAAGUGCUGUUUACCAAUAAGUUGAAUAGGUUCCUUAAAUCAUCACUACAACUGUUCCUUCUUAAUCUUAAUUAAUCAGUUAGCAAUAGGCUAAUUUACUUGUUAGCAACUCUCCUUCUCAUAUUUAGGUUGUGAAAAGUGUUGUUUAAACUCCUCCAUCCGUCAUUCACACAAAGCAAGUUAUCUCUGCCUCUCCUGUAGUCCAUACUACAAGUGAAAUCAUUAAAAGUACCUAAAAUGUCUCAUAUUCAUCAAAUGAUGAGCUCUUAAUCAAAGAAUUAGAAGGCUAUAAGAAAAAAUGUGCUCACUUGGAAACACAUAUCUUGGAGUACAAAUAAAAGUUUGAAGUGAUCAGAAUUACAGAGAGUUAGUUAACUGAAGUACUUACUGAAAACAGAAAUUUAGCACAACAAAUAAAUGAAUAUUUGAUGCAAAUAACACAAUACAGAUAACAAAUAGAAUAGUUGAAGUUGCGUUUGAAUUAAACAGCAAUCUUUGAGCAAGAGUACAAAAAAAUAUAAGAUAUUUACAAUUAGUAACUUAUCUUGAUUGAAUAGAUGAAAAACGAGCUUAUCAUGAAAAGCAACAAAAUUCAAGAGCUUCUCCACAAGGAUGAAGAAAAUCAAAGAAUAAUUUAAAAUUUAAUGAAUUAGCUCUAAGGCAUGCAAGAUCAGAACGAUGAAAUCGUUAAGAGAUCUAAGAGAGAUAAAGAUAAUAAAGAUAAAGAAUAUUAGGAUAAGAUAGAUGCAUUAAAUUAAAAACUUGCAGAUAAAGAAAAGGAAUUGCAAAACAUUCUCUUUGCUCUCUCUAAUUCUGAAAAUUCUAAAUACCAAGGAGAUCUUUAGCUUAAAAAUUUACAAGAUAACAUAGCAUAUCUUCAAAUUGAAAUUAAGAAUAAAGACGAAACAGUCAAAGCUAAAAAUGCUGAAAUUGACAGGUUGAGAGAAUAGCUCAAUAACUUGCAAAUUAAUAUUUACUAAUUGUAAAAUGUAGAAUAGGAAAAGCAAAGAUUAUAGCAAGUUAUAGAAAAUAAGAAUUAAGAAAUUGAAUAGUGGAAGAAAUCAUAUGCUGAUUAAGAUUAGAAGAUAAACGAACUCAGAAGUCAAGUUACAAACAUUUAUGUUUUGUAGAACUAAAUUUAGAAUUUGUAACGCGAGAAUGAAGGUUUAAGAAACAUGAUUGAUCAAAAGGAAGAUGAUGUCAAGCGCUCUAAAAAACGUGAAAAGGAACUUGAAAAGGAAUCAGAUGAUAAAAAGGUUCUUCUUUACGAGAAAUCUCAAUAUGAAGCUAAAUUGUAAUUGCUUACAAAUGAAAUCGAAAAUCUCACACGCACUUUAUAAUAAAAAUAAACUGAAAAUGAAGAUUUGAGAUUAAAGAUUACUCAAAUUCAAAGCUAAGUUUAUUUGCUUCAACAUAACGAAACAGUUGUAAUUAACUUGAACACUUAAAUUACCAACCUUGAAAAUGAUUUAAAAGCUGCAAGAGAAUUAGCUCAAAAACUUGAGUAUGAAACCAUCUCACUAAAGAGCCAAAUUGCCGAAAGAGACUACAAGAUUUAAGGCUUAACCUAAGAAAUAAAUAACUUAAAGAGCAUUUCCAACGAAUACAAUCAAGUCAGACAAUCUGUAAAUGAAACUGAAUUGAAAGUGAUAACUUUGAACUAAACCAUUAACAAGCUUAAUCUUACAAUCCAACAAAAGGAUCAUGAAAUUGAAUACUACAGAAAUGCUAACAAGAAUCUGGCUGAAGAUAACGAAAAAAUGAAGAAACUUAUUGCUGAAUUACAAAUUAUUGUUCAUUAGUUAGAAAUAACAUUAAAAGAAACUAACAUUUAGCUUAAUAUUUAUAAAGAAACUCAAAAUACUAACUUAAGUCUUUAUAGCUAGAUUGACUAAUUGAAGAAAUAAUUGAAUGAAUCUGAAUUAAGAUAUGAAGAACUCCUUAAGAAGUAUAACUUUGAAAAAGAGCAAUAUGAAAAUAGGUUAGUCCUAUUAUCUACUGAGACUUAAAGAAAGGAUUUCAUGAUCAACUCUAAAAACUAAGAAAUUGAAUAACUGAGAACUCAACUCAUUUCUUACACAGAAAUUCAAAUCUAGUACAAGUCUACUCAAGACAGAAUCCAAUAUCUUUUAUAAGAAAUCGAUAGAUUAACUGCUGACAACUAAGCCUUGGCUAAAGAACUUGAAAUUGUAAGAUUAAGGUAUGCCUAAUACGCUGUCCUUGAAUUAUAAAUUUAAGAUUUGCUCAUGAGAAUAGUUUUACAAAGCGCAGAAGUUGAGAGUCUUAGAUCUUUGGUUAACCAAAACAAAUAAGAAAAUAACUCUUUAAGAUAAUCUUAACUUAAUGUCUACAGAUACUGA
Tetrahymena thermophila SB210 is the source of this 2898-nucleotide messenger RNA. RefSeq lists its product as hypothetical. The record is from RefSeq and is a predicted model, not a curated record. The transcript has 5 exons. NCBI's taxonomy places the organism in Eukaryota, Ciliophora, Oligohymenophorea, Hymenostomatida, Tetrahymenidae.